AUGGGGGCGUUGUGCUCCCGUGUAGGUGCGAGAGAGCGAUCCUGAGAACUGAGCAGGCAAAGAGAAGAGGGGAAAAAAACUAUGGGGAGGAAGAAGACAGUCGAAUUCGAUGAAUCUCCGCCGGAUGAUUUCGAUCCGGAGCAUCCGUAUAAGGAUCCAGUGGCGAUGCUGGAGAUGAGGGAACACAUCGUGAGAGAGAAGUGGAUCGAAAUAGAAAAGGCGAAGAUACUGAGGGAAAAGCUCAGAUGGUGCUACCGUAUUGAAGGGGUCAACCACCUUCAGAAAUGCCGCCACCUUGUUCAACAAUACCUCGAUUCCACUCGCGGCAUCGGCUGGGGCAAGGAUGGACGCCACCCAUCCCUUCAUGGUCCUAAAGUGGAGUCAGUGGAAUCGGAGUGAAUCUCUGGGAGGAAUAACGGUGAACAAAAUGGCUUGCAGGAAAAUGUUCGGAUGGCUUGCCUCCUUGUGAUCUGUUUUAUUAUCAGGGCCUCAUCAGCUGCAGUUUUUUUUAUCAUUAUUACUUUCUUUCUUGUUUCAAAAAAGGAAUAUGCAUGGAUCACACACAGUACCAUGGGCAAUUGAUUUACGUUAGGUUUCAUGUUAUUGCCUGCAAUUGCCAAUUACUUGGACAUCGGAAAAACACCCAAAUAAUCAAACAUCUGCCACUGCAUGCUUCUGUUCAACUUUGUAUUUGUUUUCUGUUAAACAAUGGUUUCAUCUGGUUGCCAGCUUUAGAUA
Cucurbita maxima (winter squash) is the source of this 738-nucleotide messenger RNA. RefSeq names its product NADH dehydrogenase [ubiquinone] 1 beta subcomplex subunit 10-B. The coding region runs from base 82 to 399 and encodes 105 amino acids. The record is from RefSeq and is a predicted model, not a curated record. The transcript has 3 exons. Lineage: Eukaryota; Viridiplantae; Streptophyta; Magnoliopsida; Cucurbitales; Cucurbitaceae.